Messenger RNA from Porites lobata, 9769 nucleotides. The record is from the annotation of a GenBank genome assembly. NCBI's taxonomy places the organism in Eukaryota, Metazoa, Cnidaria, Anthozoa, Scleractinia, Poritidae.
GCAACGAGCCUACAAACUGACUGCAAGUAGUCUUUGAAGUAUCAGCAAGUUUUAAGGUCAACGCAGUAACUAAGAAGAAAAACACAAUGUGGAUAAAAACACGGUUGGUAGUUUUCUUGUUAGUGCCAUCCAUUGCCUUUUCGGCAGAGUCCCAGAUAGACUUCCUUGAUGUGAGUUUUUUGGAAAAAAUUCAAACUAACAGUACUCCAUCAAUCCCACCUCAUCCUGAUGAGACGAUUUCAAGAAAUUUUAGACCGAAACCACCGGCAUCAGUAGUUAUCUCUUGGAUGGAAAAACCGCCUUAUGUAAUGUUUGACGAAGAGCCAUUAGAAACGAGCGAAAACAGAACAAGAUUGGCCUCGUCAAAGCCAGGAGAAGCGAUGAACGAAACGAAUAAUAACAGUGGUAUAAGCCAAGAAAGCGUGCAGGGCUCCUCGCCUGGAUUCAGAGUGAAAGGUAUCUUUCAGGAAAUUGUAUAUAAAGGACUUCAGAUAUGCACAGACAUACCUCUUACUGAAGUCAACUUCGCGGAAAAAGCUGAUAAUUUACGACAGCUUGAUGAAACCAUUGUAAAAAAGGAAGCUGAUCUGGCGCUUCUCGUUCAAGGAAGCGAAGAUGGUUCUUACGGAGGGCAUACGUACGUGGAGGUCUUGAAAUCGCCAGGUGUUGUUUUCAUAGUGGACAAACAGCAAACAUUAAAACAUUUACGAAAGCGCGUCUUACAAGCCAUGAAAGAUACCUGGCCUGUUAUUAUUUUAACCCUACUUUUGGCAGGAUUUGCUGGGAUUUUAAUCUGGGGACUGGUAAGUGUGUAUAUAUUCAAUAACUUAAGAGAAAUUUUGCUUACUUAAAUAAAACGGAAGGUAAAUAUGUUAAUUUGUUGUGUUUAUACUCGGAAGCCUUUUAUCGUUGGACACCUGCGUUUUGUGAUAGCGGCUGGAUGACUGUCAAAAUCGGCUAUUCUGUAUUUAGCAAUUAAUGAAUUCGGCUUUCGUAGGAUAUGAAGAUUUAUUAUAUGGCUGAAUUUGUUUUCGCCAUGCGAUUGGUCAAUUUGAGGUCCGUAACUUGCUAUACGGACCAAAACUUCAAAGAAAAUGCUCAUUUCGGAGAUCUUAAUCUCUUUACCUCGAAAAAAAGCUUCAAAUAAAGUUAUAUGACGUCUGUCAACCUUAAGGACUUGGAUGUUGACUUUGUCCUUCAACAUUUUAAACUGUGUUUAUUUGUGAACGAACGCGAUUAAGGAACUAACUCUUAACCUUAUCGAAGAGGAUUCUAGUCAGUGUUUGAAAAUUUUAUCGUAGUAUACAGUUAAAAAGGCGAAAGUCGACUAGCAGAGAUUUGAGUUGUUCUUAUCAUAUUUUUCUUCGACAAAUAUGAUAACAAACAUGCCUGCACCCAACAUCUUGACGAGCUUCUUUGACAUUUGCAGUGUUUUUCCAGAAACCGACGAAAGAAAUAUAGAAGCGACUUCGAGCCAGACAAAAUGUCGAGUUUUGAAAAGACUCCAGCGUCACAUUGGCGAGUGAAUACCUACAGUGCUCUUAGUUUUGACCGAAUAAACUUUAAAAUAUGUCUGUAAACACUGAGGACUGGGAUGUUGACUUUGCCUUUCCAAAUUUUUACCUAGCUUUGUUUUAAUGAGAACGAAGCUGAUUUAGAAAUUGUAACCUUACCGAGGAAGAGAAUUCAAGUCAGUGUUUGAAAAUUUUAAGGCAGAUCACAAUUGAAGACGAGAAUGAACUGGCAGAGGUUUUCCCCCAAAAAAUUAACGAGCGAAUCCUUCGACAAUGACAACAAACUUACCUUGAAAACCUUCUUUCCUUUUUGCAGUGUUUUCUUUGCAAGGACCAACGGAGGAAAGAUGGAAACGACUUCCUGACAGACACAGUGUCCGGUUUCCAAAAGGCUCCAGAGCUAAAAAGAGCUAAAACUUACAGUGCUCUUAGUUUUGACCGAAAAAAACUUUUUCAAAAUGGCGAAUUUGUUUUCAUUUUCUCGGAAACCCUUUGUCAUGUGCUAUUGUUUUCGUGAGCCAAUAAAAACUUUCUUUUUUGGCGCCUGACAAAUGACUGUCGAAUCGCGCGUCCUACACUUGUUUCUGGUCCCCCAAACUAGAAGAAGCCAUAUAAUAAACAUCUUAUUACAGCACGGCCCGAAAACUUGGCUAAUUAACAAUUAUUCCUCGAGCCCGAAUGGGCUCUGGGUCAAUAGCCCAUGAGGCCGAAGGACGAAUGGGCUAUUGACUCAGAGGCCAUAAUAUUAUAGUAAAAUAUCGAGAACAGAAAAAAAUUUAGUGCAUGUUUCAUAAAGAUAAAGGGCUGUUCAGGUCUGCGAAUAUACUCCAGGUGUUGUCAGUCGAGUUGUCUUCUAGCUGUGUUUUUAGACAAUAGGUCGUCGUACAACGAGUAAACUGUUCCGUCAUUUUUGUUUCGACCAACAAAACAACUGAACCUCGUCCCCAGGUGUUCUCGGCUAACGGUGCAUUAACCUGCAACUGUGCUGCACUUUUACGUCAUCGGUUGAUUAAUCGCAAGGAAAUUCUUUCAAAUUUGGUCAACAGUACCUGGUUAUUUAACAAUUAAUCUGAAUGAGGCUGAGUAUCUUAUGAAGAAUUAUGGAGAUCGAGGAGGGUGUUUUGGCCGAGGCGGAUAACACCCUCCGAGAUAUGAUACGAAAGCCGAAUUCAAUAAUUGUUUCAUUAAUCAUUCAAAAUAAUUCCUAGUUUAAAAACAUAGCUAAAACAAGCUUACCUGCAUCGAUGUUAAGUUUACCUUCGAUAGUUUACGUUUAGGUUUGUCCAGCUCCGCAAAUAUUCUCCAAAUAGCAGAUGUCGCCCUCCUAGUUGUCUUCUUGCUGUUUUUGCCAUGUUUUUAGCCAUUAUUUCGCCUAGUUCCAGCUGUAGUUCUUACUCUUGAAACGAGUGAAGUGUCCGCCAUUUUAGUUUUUACAACAAAAACAACUCAAUCUCGUCCCCAGGUCUUCUCGGUUAACGGUGCCUUAAGCUGUAGAAGGCUGCAUUUUUGACGUCAUUUCCUCGUUAAACACAAAACUCUUCCAAAUUUGGUCAUCAGUAACUGGUUAUGGUGAAUUAUGCGUGUGCUUUUAGCCAAUCAGAAUUGGGGAAAUACAUUGAAUGAAUAAUAAGGUGAAUUAUGCGUGUGCUUUUAGCCAAUCAGAAACCGAGAAAUAUUUUGACUGAAUAAUAAAGACAUUUAUUAAAUUUGCAAAUGAAUAGUUGGGGAAAAAAAAUUACUACACACCCACACCUCUUUCGCGCCGUAACCGAUUGAAAUUAUUAUUAUAUAUUUUUUUCGCCGAUGGAUCAACAGUUAUAAUAAUUAUUUUCGUGGAGCCCAAAAACUAAGGCGACAGACAUUAAGAAGAAAUCAUUUACAGGGGUUGAAUAAAUAAUUCUGGAUAUAGACUAAGCUUCAGUUCGCCGACUUCUUGACUGGAAAUAAAUCGAUUAUAAUGGGCCUUAAAGAGCCUCCUUUAAAGUUGGGUCGAUCUUAUGAUUUAGCCGCUAUUAUCAGUCAUACUUAAGAACGAAACCACAAAUGUCAACAGUAGCUAGCCAGGGGCAACUUCAACGAAGAGUUCUGUUUUUUAAGCCCUUUGUAUUGACAAACUAAGAGAGAUAUACGAAAACUGAGCAGUAACGUAAAUUAUUGCUAUUUUUACUGAACUGAACACUAAUACGUGACCAAUAUCGUGGCGUCCUAUUCUUUUUGCUUAACCUUCGGGUCAAAAACUUUUUUCGAGCGUUUGAAAAGGGAAAGGUGUAGACUUGUCGGUGCCACUUGAUUCGGUUUAGUUCCGUCCCCUUUUUUAACGCAUAUUUCCCAUUUACCUGUUCAAUUAAUACGUUAUUAUAGUGAACGUACAUGCACUGAAAGUUCUGAUCGCAUAUUUUCCUGCGUGUCAAAAAAUCAUCUAAAAAUUACAAUGUUUUAAAUUCUGUUUGAAUGACCUUUUUACAACACUAACUGCUUUACGUUUUCAAUAUUUCUUUUUAAAUUUCAAAUAAUUCUUGGUGCUCUCCUCCCUCCUCUUCAAUACUUCCCUUUGUCAUAUAUCAGUCUUCAGACUGAUAUUGCUCGUAGACCUCGUACCCUCAAAAAAAAAUCACCCAUCUUAAAAAAACGGUAUUUUGUUCAUGGAAAACAUAUGUGCAAGAACAUACAUUGUAUCUCUAACAGGAUUUUUGAGAAGGUAAGCGCCAAAUAGACCUCUUCGGUCAAGCAGUAGCCAAUAAUGGCUGCAAAUUUCGCCAGGUUCGUUUUCAAAAAUCCUUCUAGAUGUAUAUUUGUCGAAAUGAGAAAGCACUGAGACAAAACGGGGCACUUCUUGUCAAAUAACGAGGACUCCUAGGAUUGCUAAAUGUCAGAUUUACUGGCACAGGCAGGACGACGCCACUAAAGGAUAACAAGAGACAAUAAAGUGACAAAGAGGAAAUGUUAAGGUGUUGGCCUGAAUAUGUGAAUUUCACUUACGUUAUUUUUAGAGGUUGUAAUUUAACGAAAGUCCUAGGACGCCCUCACAUUAAAACGUCCACGCGCGACUGCCUCAAAGCAAACAAUGUAGAAUAUUGAAAUUGCGACAAACCAAGAGAGCGUAAUGUCCCAUAAUUCUCUCUUGACAAUACUGGAUAAAAGUUUUUUUUUAAAUAACUUUUUUAUUGCCACAACAAGUAUUAACAUACAUAUAGUAGUAUAUACAUAUAGUAAAGUAAAAUCACGCAAAAAGUCAUACAAGAUAUUUGAUUUCAAGUCAAGGCAUUCUACGUUUUACAAAGCAAUUAAAAAUCGUAGAGAUGUUUGGAGUAAGCAACUAAUCUGUAUGACUAAACAAAGAAAAUAAAUAUUGCCACCAAUAAAAGUUUCAAUUGAUAAAAGUUUGCGGACCUCUCCGUAAACCAACCUUAGAUUAAUUUCAAGCGUUUGAUUGGUCUAAAAAUAACUUUGAUGAAGUUCACACAUCCCAAGGGCUCCACUGGGCAAUUCCCUCUUCGUCCCAUUAUUCCCUCUUGAGGAUAUACAGUAUAUAUAUAUUCCUUUCUGGAACUUCUGACACCAUGUAGUCGAGAAACUGCUCAAUAAAGUAAUCCUGAUAAAUUUCAUUUUGCUUCAUUUGCAACUAUUUUUUUUUGUUACUUUAAAUUAUAGGACAAAUCUAAAAAUUCUGAUCACUUUCCACCCUCUUUCACAAGAGGCGUGAUGGAGGGAAUUUGGUGGUCCUUUGUGAGCAUGACUACAGUUGGGUAAGAAUAGUUAAGCAUCAUGCCUGCUUCAUUUAAGUCGUGUAGGUUCUCGACUCUCGCUAAAAGAAAUGAAGAAAUGACCAGCCUGUGUACUAUAAAUCCAGCUUAAUAGUUUGCAAUCUUAAUAUUCAGGUAUGCCGAAACUCAAAUGCUUUAAAUUUGAUUAUUUUAAGUAUAGACUAUGAAUAGUCCAUUCUUUUCCUUAGGAAUGAUAAACCGAAGGAACCUGAACUAAAUACGAAAAGCGAAGGUGAAAAGUGCCAACAACGAUAAAAAGCUUAACAGUAAUCAGGUUUUAGCUGAUAUAUUUUUUUCACUUUUCACGGAACUUUAUAGAGGGAAUAAGUGUACCCGGUUAUUUAUUUUCAGUUUUUAGUUACGAUAGAGAUCCAUUCUUCGUGAGACGUUUGGAAAUAUUUAUUAAAACUGGUAUAUUUAACUUUUGAUCUAUGAGAGUUCUUUCUCUGGAUAUUAGGUAUGGUGACAGGACUCCAAAGUCAGCGCCUGCACGUUUGUUUGGCAUCCUGUGGAUUAUUACUGGCCUUAUUCUUUGCUCGUUUUUCACCGCUACUUUCACAAGUGCCUUGACGUCAUCAUCCAUGCUACAUCGUAAAUCUCUGCUGGGAGUGAAGGUUAGAACCAUCAUCAUCUUCAUCAUCAUUUCUCUCCGCACCAGAAAAUGCCAAACGCUGUUAGGUUAAUAGUUAGCGGAGCAAGUUAGAUUAAACAAGGAAAUAAUAUCUGCAGUCGUGGAAUGCAUAUGUAAUUAGACUCGAAAUUCCCAAAAGGCUGAGACUGAAAAAAUCAAGUUCAACUGAUUAAACAGGAUUCAAUUCGAAGCCAUGACGUUCGUGUUAACUCAGUGGAUUGACAGUGCCUUAACCUCCACACAAUGUCGCGGAAACUGAUUAACUUCUUCAUUCCUAAACAGAUAAAAGGUUAUUCUUCUUUAUUUACAUACGACGAACUGCACAACUCUCACACCCUUGCGGCAACGAAUAUAUCUCAGGAGGGUUCAUUGAUGUCAACAAAACAACAAAUAAAUUUACUAGAGUGAAUGCGCGUAAAUUAUCAUUAUCUCAAAGUUUAAAACCUCUUUCAGAAAUAAUAGAACUGUUAAUCAUCCGGGAAGCUGUCUAGUGCAGAUCCCUUAGCAUCCCCUAUAUCUCACUAGUCUUACCUGAGUUCAGUAAUGUUAAGAUACUAAGCUAACUUUUGAAGUUCACCCAGGUUGCAGUUUUGGAAGACAGCCAUGCUUACGACGAGGCUUUGAAGCAGGCUGCCAACGUCAAAGGUACGUUUUGAAGACCCCGUUUGAAGUCGUCUUAGUAGAGACGUUGCUAUAUCGGGGCGUGGAUGAAAAGGUAAUCAUCAAGUCGUUUUAACCUCUCAUUCUUACAAAGUAAUCAGUCCAAAUAAGAGGGUUUGGAAAACAAUCAAUUAUCAUUUUGCAAAACGCAAAAGUUCUUGUCGUCGGAGGUUUCAUUUGAAUGGUAACACCAUAGAUUUUGUCCAUGAUGCAGUACUAAGGUAAAGUGAAAGUCAUCUCACAUUACUCAGCCUAGGAUGAAAAGGGGUAUACCUAUUCGUCGCUUCCAUUUUUGCCGCAUACCUUAUCCUUUUCACCCUUUUAAUAUACUUAGCAGCAUUCCUUUUCACUUGGCUUCCUAAGUAAGCUUUGUCUACCCUAACGGUUCAAUGCGGUGGUGAAAGUUCUAUUUGCACUAUUUUCAGAUGUGGUAGAUAACGAAUACGUGGGUGUUCUAUUCAGUCAAGGAGUGGCUUCGGCUUCUCUCGAAGCUAUUUAGUUACUUCAGAUAAAAAUAAAACCACGCUUGAUUAAAGUAUUCGUCUGAAUCAAGAACCAUUAUGGCUCUUGUCUCAAUAAAAAGGUAUUGACAUUUUUGGCGUCAGUUCCAGCACUCGAACGUUUACAGUGAUGUCGGCUGUUGCGCCUUGUUUGCGAACUUAGUAUUACGCCAGUCUAACGCUUAAGCCACAUCGUAUCUUACCGUUUUUACUCGAAAGAACGCUUUCAAGUGGAGAGGGAUUUACAGCACAUUUAUGGCAUUUUUCUUUAGAACGCGACUUCAAGAGCCUGUGACAUGGUUGUCUAAGUCAUUUUUUUUUGAUAACGCUAAUGACGCCAGUUCCUUCUUCGCUGUGAGAAAUUACUUGUGAAUGGCCAAAUUACAGCUUCGUAUCAAACAAAAUAUUAUAUCAAAGGUUACAGAUGACAAAAGUGAACUUUGAAAAACUGUAAGGCUACUAACAAGUUUCAAACAACCUCAAUAGAGAGAAGGCUUUAAGCGCGCGCGUUGCCAUGGUAGCAAAACUCCUGAAUGAUAACAAACCGAAAACAUCACUUAAAAUUAGAAUUCGGACUGUUUCAAACUUCAUCGAUCUCAUUCAAUUUGAUUUAAUUUGUCAAAUGUUUGCGAUAUUCUGGUCUGGGGUUGAAUCUAAAAGGACCGUAUCUGGUGGAAAAUGAAAAAAGAAAAUUUUGCGCUGUGUUCACCAACUCCAUAAAGCGUGCGCGUAAAAUUAGAAAGUUUCCUGUCGCAGUCGUGCAACGACGGCCAAGAAUGUACAAAAAAGCGUGGUGCACGUAUAACGUUGUUGUUUUGCUAAUCUAAACCGGUUGCUUCUUUGUCGUUCUCGUUGCCGUGGCCGUCGUCAUUGCUUAAGCUCCCCAUUGUUGUGAUCUAGAAAUUUUGCCACCACGGCAACGUUACGUCUCACUUCCCCUUUCUAUUGCAAUUCGUGUCAAUCUUCUUCAAGUUUGUCCAUUCGUGUCUCCUUUUGUAUUCGCUGUGUAAUUUGUACCUUCUUUUCUCUGUGGGUUUCAGUCAGUUUGGUGGCAGCUGUCACUGUCUUUCGUGACACAGACGGACUUAAACUGACGAAUGCUUAUUUCCUGUGUUGCAGAUUAUCCCAACUUCCACGAAAUGUACUAUGCACUCGUCGUAAAAGAAGAAGUAGAGGGAAUCUUAGCGGACAUCUACACAGCCUCUUACUACAUGGAUAAAGUCGAAGACUCUCGCUUAGCAGUGACCAUGUUCUUUAGUUCUCAGCGGUCAAUUGGAUUUGCACUUAAAAAAGAAGAAUUUGAGAAACAAACUAAUUGCCUAAGGAAUCUGUUUAAAUAUCGACAGCGAGACAUCAAGAAAAUUAUUUUUCGACAUACCCAAGCAUUGCAUGUAAGUUGAUUUAUUAACCUUGAUUAAAAUAAGUGGGCUACUUUGAGACAUUUGCCUGUAGUGUUUACGAGGAAUUCUUUCGUAAACUCUGCAACUUAUUAGUGGCUAGCUAGAAGGAACAGCAAUUUCCCGGCCUUGCUGAUUCCUGAUUUGAGGUGUUACGGCAAAAUUUGUCGAUUAAAAUCUUGACAAGAUAGAUUAAACAGUUUUGGGCAUUCAUAUUCUCAUUCUGACUUUGUAUUUGUUGGUACAGCUGCCUCAUUUGCAGCUAACAAAUCGUCUUCCCAAACUGUCGUAAAACGGGGCGACAAAUUGCCUGCCGUCCGAAAGCAGUAAAUAGCCACGUAUAUUCCGGGUUACGGGAGCCAAUUAAAACGCGAGAAAAUUACCAUCCACUGAUUUGGUAAAUUUUAAAUUAAACUUCUUGAAAUUGCGGAUUUGAUAGUGAUGCUUACAAAAAACGAGAAAAUUUACAUGUUUACUUAUAACAGUGGCUUGACCUCAUGCGACACAUGACGUCAUAUCUUGUAACCAUAGCAACAGACUGCUUGCUCCUGUAGGCUGUAAUUAAUUUUGCCAAAAUGAGUCGCAGGAAAUUAAUAAUAACGAUGAUGAUAAUAAUAAUAAUAAUAAUAAUAAUAAAAAGAAGAAGGAGGAGAAGAAGAAGAAGAAGAAGAAGAAGAAGAAGAAGAGCAGGAGUAAUUUGCUCCUGUAUGCAGAUACUGAAGAGUAGAUCUUUUAGCUUAAAGUCGUUUUAAUUGUUUAGGGCCAUAAGGGGUGGUAUCCACCUCCCUUAAUACGUGAUAACUGUCAUACUUUUGUGUUGGUCAUGUUCAAGGCAAAUAGAAGCAAAAUAAAAGGCCUGGGGUGAGGGUGGAAAAGAGGAGGCUGCGGAAACACACUAUCACACGGACAGCCGUCUUUGCAUCCACUGAAUUCGUUCAAAAUACGGGGUUUCGAAGCUUUACGACUUGCGAGUAGUAACUUAAGUUUAAGAGAAAGAAAUUAAACAGAUUGCUUUUCACUUUAAUACACGUACGUUACCAUCUGAACUUCCUUUUAGACCGAAACCAGGAGCCGCCAGAUAUCAGACAAAGACGCAGACCGUCUUUUGACUUUACUGGAUGGAAACUCCCCCGGAGUUUGGAUUGCACUUUCCGCAAUGUUGGCAACCUUUAUCAUGCUGUUGACCGCGGGUUUCGUUUACGAGACGUGUGCUGCAAAGUGUAGGAAGAAGAGGCUAACAAGUAACGUAAUGGGUUUCAUCAAACCACCACCCAGGCCUCUGGAGACUCUCACAGUCACGUGA